AUGGACGAUGUUCAGAAAUUGUUAAUCAUGGUUCUGAAAAGGGGUGAUGAUCAUUUGGAUGUAGAAUUAAUUCAUUGUUCAAUGUGUACUAAUUUUCUCAUGUCUUGCAAGUGUAUAAGAGAGUUGUUGGUGGGUUCUAUUUGGCUCGACAUGAGUACUCUAAGUGUUUGGUGCUCGUACAUUCAUCGUUUAUGCAUUGAAAACAACACCACAAAUGUAUAUGGAAUUUUGGAACCAACUUUUCUGAACAUUGUUGGUGAUGCUGGGAAAAAAAGUGAUCAGAGAAUAUCUCAAAGUAAAUGCAAGAAAUACAUCCAGCAUAAGUUACAAAAUGAAAAGAAAGAGUGUCAAUUAUUACCAUUUAACCAUGUAGGACAUUGGCAGUUGAUAAUACUUUGUCCAAAGAUAAAUACCGUGGUUGUUAUUUGUUCACUACAUUGGAAACUUAAUCCAAUAAUGGAGAAAAUUGUUUCAAGUGUUUUUACGGUUGAUCAAAUGGCGAAUGGCAAUAGAAAGAACAAUACCGUAUGGCUUUAUCCACAAGCGAGGAAACAAUAUAAUUCAAAUGACUGUGGAUACUAUGUAAUGAAAAAUAUGUUGGACAUUGUCACUGCUAAGAUAACUGAUUCUUGGAUGGAGGUAUUUAAUGACCCAAAAGAGUUAACAGCUGAGGAGAUGUAUGAAUUGCGAUUACGUUGGUCAACAUAUUUUUUGGAGUUAUUGGAGGGUUAAGAUUUAUCUGGGUGAUGAAUUGGUUAUUAGCUUUAGUUUGAGUCUUGGAAGCAGAUCAGGUGAUGGAAUUGGUAUUUUGGCUCGGAUGUGCAUCUCACUGUUUUGGACUGUUUAUUUUGGACUAUUUUAGGAUGGUUUUAUGAAGGAAUUGGUAUUAGAAUUGGUAUUUUUGUGAUGGAAUUGGUAUUUUAUGAAGGAUUGGUAUUUUAGAAUUGGUAUUUUAGGAAUUGGUAUUUUAGGAUUGGUAUUUUAGGAAUUGGUAUUUUAGGACUGUUUAUCAGGUGAUGGAAUUGGUAUUUUAGGAUGUGCAUACUGUUCUAGAGUUUUGAUUUUU
Trifolium pratense (red clover) is the source of this 1066-nucleotide messenger RNA. RefSeq lists its product as uncharacterized. NCBI's taxonomy places the organism in Eukaryota, Viridiplantae, Streptophyta, Magnoliopsida, Fabales, Fabaceae. Gene Ontology annotation, biological process: proteolysis. Bases 1 to 732 code for a protein of 243 amino acids. The record is from RefSeq and is a predicted model, not a curated record. The transcript is spliced from 7 exons. Gene Ontology annotation, molecular function: cysteine-type peptidase activity.